Molecule: messenger RNA, 1263 nt
Organism: Insectozyma verbasci
Lineage: Eukaryota; Fungi; Ascomycota; Pichiomycetes; Serinales; Debaryomycetaceae
Source: the annotation of a GenBank genome assembly
AUGUCAUUGACAAUUCAAACUACAGAUGAAUUUGAUCCAACAAUACCAAUGGUUCUACCACAUGAGAAGGUUUAUUCAAUCCAAGUAGGCUAUAAAUUAUUUAGACUUUCUGGUCUAUCGUUAUCAUCAGAUGCACCAUCUUAUUUCACGAAUUAUUUUUCAGAUCCAGAAAAUGAAGAUAAAGUAUUAUUUUUUGAUCGUAACCCGGUCAUUUUUGAAAAGAUAUACAAUCAUCUACAGGGAUAUUCAGUAAAUAUAAAUAAUGAUUAUGAUUUUGUACAUUUAUGGUCUGAUUGUUUUUAUUUUGGUUUAAAAAGAUUACAGAAAUUAUUAACUGAAUAUGAUAUAUUUUCAAGUGUAGGAAAUGUUAGUUUCAAAAUUCCAAAAUCAUUAUUUAUGGGAUCCGAAGGUAAUUGUCCUAACUUUUUCACUAUGCAAUAUGAUAGACUAUUAAUUAAUAAUUUGAAUAUAAUUGAACGAAAUAAUAUGUUACGACCACCACCCCAAACACCAGCAAUAGUGGCUAAUAGAAGUCCUUUAUUAUUUAGUGAUAUAUUGGAAUUAUUAAGAGGAAAUACUUCAAUAGUGAGAGAUGAAGAACAUAGAAAACUAUUAAUUAAAGAAUGUAGAUAUUAUAGAUUUUUGGAACUUGAACAAAAAUUAAUUAAAGUGAAAAUAUUGAAUGAUGCAAUUAUUAUUGAUUUGUUUGAAAUUACCAAAAAAGGGACAUGGAAUAAAUCGAAAGAUAAGAGUUUCGAAUGUCCUUUAUUUUACAAACGACCUUAUAUAACGGAACCAUCAAGAGAAUUAAUAGUACAAAUCAACUCCACUGUAGAGUCAAGUAUCAAAUUGGUGAUCAAUAGUAGUAAGAAAGUUGCAUGUAUAAAAUUCACGAAUAAGUUGGCUACUAAAAUUGCAUCCAUUUUUAAAGAGUACUUAGAGAACGUGCUACAAGAUGAAAAUAGUUUAACGUUUCUAGUUGGCUUCAAGAAUUCAAAAUCAAUUAUUGAUGGGGACGUAAUGAAUGAAAAUUGGGUAAAUGAAAUCAUGGGAAUAGAUGAAAAAGAUAAACAAGAAAAUAAUGGUUCUGAACAAGGACUGAAGAAACGAAAAUUAUCAGAAGAAUGCAAAGGUGAAAUUAUAGAAAUCAACAUAACUAAAUCACUAUGGAAAAUUAUGAUGAGAGGAAAAUAUUCAAGAUUACAUGCUGUUUUGAUUAAUGGAACAACAAGUAAACAAGAAGAAGUGACUUUUCUUGUAUGA